AUGGCUUCCACACAGACUCUCCAGUCGAAAUACAAACUCCGCUCAGGUCAUGAGAUUCCGAUAUUGGGGUUCGGGCCCUCCUUCUUCGACAGAAAAGGUGGUCUCGGAAGCGUUGAAGAAUGGAUUUCGUCAUGUACAUCGCAUCUACUUGCCCAAUGUUUCGCUUGUGGCCGUGCUAUCCGAAGCUCCGGCAUUGAUCGCUCCGAGAUCUUCUUUACCACCAAGAUCCCUCCCGAGUCGAUGGGAUACGGCGACACCAAGCGCGCUGUGGAAUCGAGCUUGCGCGAGGCUGGACUCGACUACUUUGAUCUCAUCCUUAUUCACGCACCUUACGGCGGCAAAGAAGCCCGUCUUGGAUCCUGGCGGGCGUUAGUCGAGGCGCAACAGGCCGGCAAAGUCCGAUCAAUCGGAGUGUCCAACUACGGCAUCCAUCACCUAGAAGAACUGGAAGACUACAUCCAGAACGGCGGCGGCGGCGAGAUCUCCGUUGGCCAGUACGAGCUUCAUCCCUGGCUGGAUCACUCCGACAUCGCCGAGUGGUGCCAAAGUCGAGGGAUUGUCGUUGAAGCCUAUUCUCCUUUGGCGCAUGGUACACGAUUCCGCGAGCCAGUCCUGUCCCAAAUCGGCGAGAAGUACGGCAAAUCACCUGCACAGGUCUUGAUCCGAUGGAGCUUGCAAAUGGGAUUCGUGCCACUGCCCAAGUCUGCCAAGACACAGCGCAUUCCACAGAAUGCGAAUGUCUUUGACUUUGAACUAUCGCAGGAGGAUAUGGGACUGCUGGAUACUGGCGAGUAUAGUCCUACUGAUUGGGACCCGACAGUGGACGAGGACUAA
Penicillium diatomitis is the source of this 834-nucleotide messenger RNA. RefSeq names its product aldo/keto reductase family protein. Lineage: Eukaryota; Fungi; Ascomycota; Eurotiomycetes; Eurotiales; Aspergillaceae. Gene Ontology annotation, molecular function: oxidoreductase activity. The record is from RefSeq and is a predicted model, not a curated record. The transcript has 5 exons. Bases 1 to 834 code for a protein of 277 amino acids.